Messenger RNA from Macrosiphum euphorbiae (potato aphid), 3288 nucleotides. The record is from the annotation of a GenBank genome assembly. NCBI's taxonomy places the organism in Eukaryota, Metazoa, Arthropoda, Insecta, Hemiptera, Aphididae.
AUGAGUUUGUCUAAACCUGAGGAUCAGUCAAGUUUAAGCGACGAUUUUCUUGAGGAAAAAAUAUUUGAUUGGGGUAAAUAUCGUGCUGCAAGAAAUGCAGAUGUGGUACCUGAAGAUUUUUUUCAUCAUAUUUGUAAAAGUGAACUGAAUGGAAUUGAAAUUGGAUCGGUGAUCGAGAUUGAAAAUGAAGAUCAAAAUGGAUACUGGUUUGCAAGUGUAUGUUCAUCUGAAGGCGCUAUAUUACAUUUGCGUUAUUAUGGUGAUGAAAAAAACAUCUUAGGGUUAACAGUAAACGUAAAAUCACCACGCAUUCAUUCUUUAAACUGGGGAAGUAAAAAUAAUAAAAAAUGUAUACCUCCUUAUCCAGAGAGAUUGUCAUAUAUCAAACCAGAAGUUAUUAAAGAAAGAGCUCAAGAUUGUGAGCAGAUUGUAUCAAAUGCUGUAUUACAAAUGGGAGGUGCUCCAAUUCAUAAUAUAUUCAAGUGUGGCAUGUUUGUAGAAGUUCAAGAUAAAGAAUACCCUUAUUGGGUUUGGAUAUCAAAAGUGCUUAAAAAUGUGGGAGGAAGAUUAUUUUUACAAAUGCAAGGAAUAAAGUGCUCUGAAAAGAAACCAUUUUGGUUAUUUUGUUUAAAUAAACGGAUUUUUCCAUUAGGAUGGGCAGAACAAAAAGGACUUCCAUGGAGAUUAAUGAAUUCAGAUGCUAGUUUAGAAAAUUCCAUCGAUUCUAGUGCAUUACUGGAUGUGUUAAAGUCUAAGACCCCAGAACACCACAGUUAUAAAGUUGGAGAAAUGUUGGAAGUAAUAGAUCCUUAUUCAAUGAUGGUAUUUUAUGUUGCUACAAUUGUUAAGAUUUAUGAUAAUCGUUAUUUUAAAGUUGAAGUGGAUAAUGACAUUGAUGUAGACAAACGUAUCAGUUUUGUGGCUACAAAAGACAAUCCUCAUUUAUUUCAUGCAGGUUGGGCAAGCAAACACAAAUUUUUGCUAAAAACUCCGACUGAUUGGAAUGAACCAUACGAAUUUUCAUGGUUGAAAUAUUUGAUAAAAAAGAAAGCAAAAUUGGCUACUGUACAUAAUUCAUGCGGAAAAAAUAUAAACAAUGUUCAUAUAGGUAUGAAAUUAGAAGCUGUUGAUCCUUUGAAUACUGAUUGUAUUCGUGUGGCUACAGUUAUAGGAUUUGCUGACCAUUGGAUGUUUUUGUCUUUUGAUCAAACGAGUUGUUGUCAAGAAUUACGACAUUUGCGUUCAAUUUGUUCAGAUGAAGUUUUUCCAGUUGGCUGGUGUAAUAAACACAAAUAUAAUUUGGGAGUCCCAAAACGCCCAUACAAUGUUUCUAAUGAUUUUGAACAUUGCUAUGAUUUAUCAGACAUUGAUAUUAAUUUAAGUCAAUCAGACGAAGAAAAUGUAACAAAAUAUCCUCAUUACUUAAAAGGAGAAAUCUUUUAUCACUAUAGCAAAAAAGACAAACCAAGUUUUGAUGAUGGUUUUAAAGAAAAAAAUGAAGAAGUUAUAACAACUGAAGAUUUUGAUGAUGAUUUACCUUUAACUUCACAAAUGGAAAUUAAAAAUGAAAGUGAUGAUGAUUUCCCUUUAACUUCAGAAAUAGAGAUUAAAAAUGAAAGUGAUGAUGAUUUCCCUUUAACUUCAGAAAUAAAGAUUAAAAAUGAAAGUGAUGAUGAUUUCCCUUUAACCUCAGAAAUAGAGAUUAAAAAUGAAAGUGAUGAUGAUUUCCCUUUAACUUCAGAAAUAAAGAUUAAAAAUGAAAGUGAUGAUGAUUUCCCUUUAACUUCAAAAAUAGAGAUUAAAAAUGAAAGUGAUGAUGAUUUCCGUUUAACUUCAGAAAUAGAGAUUAAAAAUGAUGGUGAUAAUUAUUUAGCUUUAACUUUAAAAAAAGAGAUUAAAAAUGAUAGUGAUGAGGGUAAUGUUGAAAAUGGUAACGAUUCAAUUUUGUAUGCCAAAUAUGACCCUGAAUUAGAUGAAGAAUUUCAUGAUGCAUUAUUUGUUGAUGAAGCAGUUGAUAUUAAAAAAAAAAAAAUGGAUACUGUACAAGUAAAAAUGAAUAGUGCAAAAGAGAUAAAUAGAAGAAAAAAAAAAUUUAUAAAUGAUGUUAAAAAAACAAUAAAAAAAGUGGAUAAAAUUUCUUUGAACAUUUUUACUAAAAAUAGCAUUAAAAUAUGUAUUUACUUUAACAAAGAUUGUUAUCAUGGUCGGUAUGCAGUAAAAAAGAAAAUAGCAAAUUUACCUAAGAGUAUUGGUCCUGGUCCAACUUCCUUGAUUUUACAGGAAGCAAUAACCAUAUUUGUUAAUUUAAAUUUGUUUCCAUGGAUUGCAUUGAAGAAAAUAAAAAAAAUUCAAAAAAUGUUAUUCAACGGACCUGGUGGUGUUGAAAUGCGGGUUAGCACUAAAGGGACAAGAACUCAUUAUAGUUGCACCGAAUCUCUUCUUCUUCCUGAAUCUAAGAAGAUGGCUGCAACAUAUUGUUCAGUUCUUUGUAAUCUAUUUGGAAUGUGUGAAUUAUUUAUGAAUACUAAAGACAAGAUGUGUCGUCAUGGUUGUAGAUUAAAUUAUGAAGAUAAAACACCACCGUCAAAACCUAAAAUGGAUACUGUGCCCAUGAGAAAAUCAAAAAUAAAAAGGUGUGAAUCUCAUGGUGAUAAAAUUGUAUGCCCUAAAGUAACAUUUUCUCAAAUUACUAGAGUUGCUGAAAAAGUAUUAGAUUGGUCAAAUAAACCUUUAGUGGCAAGGUAUAAGAAUUAUUUGGGGACUAUAGCUAGUUUAAAUGCACAUGUAACUCGAUUAAACCAGAGUCAUACUGAACUGGAAUCAUCACUUAUAGCUGAAAUUAUAUCCAAAAAAAAUAAUCUUAGGAGAUUGGAUAAUAUGAAAAUGUUCAGCAAUACUAAAUCCAAUGUUGAAACUAUUGAAGAAAAACAAUUUAUUGUUUUUGACGAUUGGAAAACAACUUUUGAAAACUAUUAUCGUCAAAAUUCAAGAUUUAAGAAAUCCAAUAUUGAUAUAGGACAAUUAGAUCAUAUUAAGAUCACAUCAAAUCCAAAAUAUUGGUCUUCUGAGGACGUUUAUAAAUAUUUGACAAAUGAUUUGUUUUGUAAAGAUAUUGGACUGAAAUUAUUUACAGAGGAAGUUGAUGGUGUAGCAUUUAUGCUAUUAAAUGAAGAACAACUUUUAGUGCGAUUACAAUGUUCAAUAAAUUUAACAAUAAGAAUCUUGUGUCAUAUAGCUGAAGUGAAAUAUGUUUUUUUAACAAAAUACUGUAAUAUACAAGUUGAUUAA